Messenger RNA from Scylla paramamosain (green mud crab), 1325 nucleotides. Its product is annotated as probable glutamate receptor. Gene Ontology annotation, cellular component: membrane. The record is from RefSeq and is a predicted model, not a curated record. Bases 6 to 1325 code for a protein of 439 amino acids. The transcript is spliced from 9 exons. Lineage: Eukaryota; Metazoa; Arthropoda; Malacostraca; Decapoda; Portunidae. Gene Ontology annotation, molecular function: ligand-gated monoatomic ion channel activity.
CCGGGAUGGAACAGCCGCUGAGAGAGGUGCUCCAAGACCCAGAGGUGGUGCGUGGCCUGACGGAGAACCCGGCUUUCUUCAGAUUUCCUCGCCGUCCCGUGGUGGCGGUGGGAGCGGUGGCGUGGCCCCCCCAUGUGGUCAUGACCAGCGUUGCCGGCGGCCGCAUCGUCGUCUCGGGCGCCAUGGGCAACGUGCUGCAGGUGUUGGCUCAAACACUGAACUUUACGUACAAUAUAGUGAUACCUGAGGAUGGAGGGUGGGGCUCCCGGCGUCCCAAUGGCAGCUGGACGGGCAUGGUAGGCCAAUUGGUUCGCAAGGAAGCUGACCUCGCCUUGGGUCCGUUCGGCGUGACGGUGAGUAGAGCCGAAGUGAUCGACUACACGCUGUCCUUCCUUAUGGGGGACUACACACUACUGUCAAGGAAGGGCCCGCCAGAGAUUGACCCUUGGGGUUUCUUGUUUCCGCUGACCGAGACCGUGUGGGCUGCGGUGGCGGCAGCCCUUGUGGUUGCUUGGCUGGCCGCCACGCUAGUGGCUCGACGCCCGCGGUAUGUUAACGUCUUGGGAUGGGCAGGAGGAGUAUUUCUACAGCACGUGCGAGUUUUUUUCAACCAAGGAAUAACGUGGAAGGCUGCAUAUGGCCUGGCUGGGCAGACUGUGCUGGGAUCAUGGAUGGUGAUGGCGGCCGUGGUGUUCUGGAGCUACACGGGCAACCUCACCUCCCUGUUGGCGGUGCGGCACAUCCCUCAGCCCAUUCAGACACUCAGGGACCUGCUCGACGAUCCCGGUGUUACUCUGUACAUCAGCGCAAAUACACUCAUCAUAGAUACUAUAUCAAGAAUGGAGGACGGGGAGCUGCGGGAGAUGUACGACCUUAGGAACGUAGGUCGUCUGAAAUACCACUCGUUAUUCCCGGUGUCCAAAAUGCGGUAUGGCAGGGAGUCCAGCCUGUACACCACGCUCACGCACGACAUGGACAUUGCUUCGUACUUCCAAAAGACAAAGAGAUGCGAUUUCUACAAGUCGAGGGGACUUUUUACUACCAACAGCCACUGUAUGAUCACACAGAAGAAAAGCCCCCUUAUGAAAGCCAUUAACUAUAGGGCGCGCUCAGUGGUGGAGGCGGGGCUGUAUGACCACUGGAUGCAGCAGGAGAUGCCCGCAACGAACUGCCGGUACGCGCCAUCCGUCAUCACCGUACAGGAACCACUAUCCCUGAGUAACCUGUGGGGAUUAUUCGUGAUGCUAUUCGUGAUGCUGAUGGUGGCAGUGGCUGUCUUCUGCUUGGAGCUGUGCCUACCUCCGAAGACCAAAACUGGACCGUAA